Molecule: messenger RNA, 1656 nt
Organism: Mytilus californianus (California mussel)
Lineage: Eukaryota; Metazoa; Mollusca; Bivalvia; Mytilida; Mytilidae
Exons: 5
Coding region: 38-1543 (501 amino acids)
Biological process (GO): protein ubiquitination
Molecular function (GO): zinc ion binding; ubiquitin-protein transferase activity
Source: RefSeq, a predicted model, not a curated record
AGACCGAUAUUUGACGUUUGACUGACGGACGACCAGAAUGAAUAUUUCUGGGUAUGACAAUCUACCAGACGAAUCACCUCCUGAACACAAACACAAAAGGAAUGACAGUACAAGAGAGUUGAAUGGAAGUUAUAUACUUGCUUGUAGAGGAGAAGAAAGUUUGGAAACCAGUGGAUUUGACCCUAUGUCUCCGGUAUCUUCUAAAGGGAACCCUAAGGUUUAUAAAGAUUUGACAGUGUACAGCAGCAUCGCUUUGGACGACUCUGAUUAUACCAAUGACACCACAGAAGUCAAACCAAAACGUUCUAGAAUUAUACACGAUAGUAUUGCUGAUAAGUCUCUACCCAACCCUCAUAAUACCACUGAUGCACCGCAUUGUAGAAUCUGUCAUGAAGGAGACGAAGAGGAGGACCUCCUAUCGCCAUGUUUCUGUUCGGGAUCUGUCGGAGCUUUACAUAUGUCAUGUCUUGAAAAGUGGUUAGGAGCAUCCGAUAAAACAAGAUGUGAAAUUUGUGGAUUCCAAUUUUCAAUUUCGAAAAACCCCAAACCAGUCACAUGGUUCCUUAAAAACAAGUCACUAGGAAGAGAACGAAGAUAUUUAAUUGCAGAUAUUGGUUGUGCCAUUUGGUUCACCCCAUUUACAAUCGGUUCCUUCACUGGGUGUAUGAUUGGUGCGAGCUACUUUACAUCUGUCGACAAAGACUGGCAGGCAACAACACUAAUUCUUCUAGCCAUGAUAAACCUGUUGAUUUUCUCUUUGUGGUGUGGGUUUACAAUCAGGCGGAACUAUAUUCUAUGUUCAACAUGGCGAGAAAAUUUUCAGGAGAUAAAAAUAAAAUAUAAUCCACCCGACAAAAAUAAUAACAAACAAACUGUCAAUCGAGGAAAUUCUGUCACUGACCGAAUGCUUCUGGAAAACAGCUUUAAAACAGUGCAUGCGGAAAAGACUUCUCCCGAGUUUCCAGCAAAGUCAAUUAUCAGAAAAAUAACUUAUGAAACUUCCCCAAAGCACAGAAAACACCACUGUCAUAUAGAACUUGAAGAGGAGGAUUCGUCGACUCUGCAACCAGGAACGCCUUUUCCGAAGCGUAAACAAAGUUCAAAAAUGAAAAGAUGCUGUGCUGAAAAAACAAUGACGGAAACUAUUCCAUCAACCGAAUUAACCAUUUCAGAAGGUAAAAAAGUACGUCAAAUUAGAAACAAACGUUUUGAUCAUCUUCAAAAUAAUUCAACUUCUACUCCAGCCAAAUCGAAUUCUGGAAUGCAUAAUAUUUUCGAUGAAAACCACUGUUCUGCUACACCUAUACAACGGUCACCGUUUACCCUUGUGCCUUAUCAAAAUAUACAAUCCGAUAUAAUAUAUGCCAAUUCUGCUGCUGUAGAUCAUCCAGGCAUGUUUGUGGAAACUCCUUUUGCGGUAAUGCAUACAAACGUUGCAACUCAAAGUGUGGCGAGACAAGGACUUCUUUUCCAAGCUCCACAAAUAGCCCAAAGGUGUGAAGAUGCCAUUGUGAUGCCACCCGACGAUAUGGAAAUGGAAUAAACGACGUUAGCUAGAAAAUUACAGUGCUAAAUAUUGUGUAAAUAUUGUUAUAUUUUAUUUGCAACUGAAAAUCAAUCAUUAUUUGUCAAUUAAUUACAUGUAUCACUAGUCUU